UGGCGCGGUGGGCAGCGCUUUUGACGCUCUGUAUAACUGCAGAAGCGGUAUGGGGCCACAUCCUACGGCCAGGGCGCACCAUGUCCAACUUCGAGUGGGCGGAACCUGAUGAAGCGGUCUACAUUGAGGAUGGCACCGGGCGUACUUCGAGCGCCCUAACCGCUGCCGAGCGUAUCGCAGCCCUGCGGGCGGUUAUGGAGGAACACAGCGUGGAUGCCUACAUCGUACCUACGGCUGACGCACACAAUUCACAGUAUAUAGCGGCAUCAGACGCUCGCCGCGAAUGGCUCUCCGGGCUAACCGGUUCCUCGGGUACCGCGGUAGUGACAAAAGACCACGCCCUGGUGUGGACCGACGGGCGUUACUUCACGCAGUUCGAGAUUCAAGUAGACACCACACAGUGGACGCUCAUGCGGCAAGGCCAGGACCUGACGAUCCAAGCGUGGUUGGCCAGCAACUUGACCUCAGAAGAUGUGGUGGGGGUGGACCCGACCACUUACACCAGGACGGCGUGGGUGGCGUUACAGAACGCCUUAACCCCAUCUGGCAUCCAGCUACAAGCAAUAGAAGAUAACCUGGUGGACAAGGCGCGAGAGAAUGUAGGCGAGCCGGCCCCCGCGCGCCCUAAUAACGCAGUGUUCGGUCUGCCGGUCGAGUUCACAGGAAAGCCAUCAAACGAGAAGAUCGCAGAACUGUUAGAGCAGAUCUCAGCGCGAGGCGCAACGGCGCUCGUACUCACCGCUUUAGAUGACAUCGCUUACACGCUGAACCUUCGCGGCUCGGACAUCAUCCACAACCCAGUGUUCUUCGCUUAUCUCGUGCUGAGAGUGGACGUGACCACAGAAAACAUAAUCCUGUUCUGGGGCGACGGCGAGCUGCCCGCCAACGUGUCAUCGUUUCUGGCGGCAGAGGGCACCACUGUGGCAGCGCGCCCUUACAGCGAGAUUUUCAGCUUUUUGAGGGAAUUGCCGGACACUGUACCAGAGGGCAGCACUCCCACUAUUUGGCUGUCGCAAGAUGGAAGCCACGCCAUUCAUUUAGCCGCUGAAGUUGAAGGUACAGUUUCAACACUAUCAACGGUCUCCCCUGUGGCUCUGAUGAAGACGGUCAAGAACGAAGUGGAACUGAAGGGGUUCCGUUCAGCCCACGUCAAAGACGGCGUAGCGGUGGUACGUUUCCUUCGCUGGAUACACGAGCAAGUUGACGCGGGCGUCAACGUCACCGAGGUCGACGUUGGGAACAAACUGCUAGAGCUGCGAGGCGAAGAGAAAGAGUUCAUGGGAGCCUCAUUUGCUACCAUCGCUGGCGCGGGCGAAAAUGGAGCCAUCAUACAUUAUAAGGCUGACCCGGACGGACCGCAGAGGGUCAUCACUAAAGAAGACAUGUUGUUGGUUGAUUCAGGGGGACAAUACAAAGACGGAACGACAGACAUCACCCGCACUCGGCACAUGGGCACCCCCACCGAUAUGCAGAAGCUUACAUUCACACGCGUGCUGAAAGGACAGAUUCUGAUGGGCACCGCCGUGUUUCCUAGGGGUAUCACUGGCAACAUUCUAGAUACCCUCGCCCGCAAAGCCCUAUGGGACGUGGGUCUAAACUACAACCACGGCACGGGGCAUGGAGUGGGGCACUUCUUGAACGUGCACGAGGGCCCCGGGGGCAUCGGCUCUGCCCUCAUUGUUACAGACCCGGGCAUUUUCCCGGGCAUGAUCUUCAGCGAUGAGCCCGGCUACUACGAGGUAGAUGAAUACGGUAUCCGUCACGAGGACCUGGUGGAGGUCAUUGAGAUGACGAAAGACUCCGACCACAUUUUUGCGGAAGGCUUGGUAGGUGACUUUGAAGGUCGCGGCGCUCUCGGCUUCUACACGAUCUCAUUGGCGCCGCACCAGACCUCCUGUCUGGAUGUCAGCAUUCUGCAGGACUUUGAGAUUAAAUACAUAAACGAGUACCACGCUCGCGUGCUAGCAACCUUGGGCCCCGAGCUCCUGGAGCGCGGGCUGACGGAAGACUACGCGUGGCUGGAGAAGGAAUGUGCACCGUUACGAAGCGCCGCCAUCUUGGUUACCGUCACACCGCUCCUCGCUUUGCUCGGUGUUGCUAGAAUUUUCGUGUAAUCAGUCUAAGUGUUGAUA
Molecule: messenger RNA, 2132 nt
Organism: Cydia strobilella
Lineage: Eukaryota; Metazoa; Arthropoda; Insecta; Lepidoptera; Tortricidae
Product: xaa-Pro aminopeptidase ApepP-like
Exons: 18
Coding region: 81-2114 (677 amino acids)
Molecular function (GO): metalloaminopeptidase activity
Source: RefSeq, a predicted model, not a curated record